Plasmopara halstedii is the source of this 1317-nucleotide messenger RNA. RefSeq names its product Zinc finger, RING/FYVE/PHD-type. NCBI's taxonomy places the organism in Eukaryota, Oomycota, Peronosporomycetes, Peronosporales, Peronosporaceae. Bases 1 to 1317 code for a protein of 438 amino acids. The transcript has a single exon. The record is from RefSeq and is a predicted model, not a curated record.
AUGCGAUUUGGUGAUUCUUGGGAUGCUGGUCAUCCUUUUCCACCUCGAGAGCUUGUACUAACGCGUACAGACAUGGAGAAAUACGAGACUUUGGCCGAUCAACUUGUUGCUGAGACUUUACAGGUGAACGAGGAAUUUAUUGCUGACCGACGUUUUAUCGACCCGGAGCGAUGGAAACUUGUGAAAGAAAGGGGUACGAUGUCGGCGUAUUGUAUGCGAUCACGAGGUGAACGUCGUUUACGACGUGAUCGUCUUCAAACAGAAGAAGCGGUAGAGUCGUCAUAUGUACAUCGACCGAAAUUUUAUUCGAGUGACAGCCCUUUAGAUGACCUCAUUUGUAGAGGCUACACCCAACAAACGUAUGAUUCAUCACAAGAAGACUCAUCUUCUCUUGGAGGCUCAGAAUAUUACAGAUUGGACAUCGAUACGCCCGAACAAAGCAUCUUAGAGAAGAUGCGACCACCUAAUACUCCUAUGGUGGUUGGUGGUGGGGUCAUUCCAGGAACUGUAGAUGAUGCUGGUCUUGGAUUUCUAGCAGACACAGAGGAGCGUAGUAUUAUGCGUGCGAUUGCCAGUAAGGACUUGAACAUCAAGGACUUGCGCGUCUUAGCCCAGAUUCGUAGUCCCACUUCUCAGGACCCAUUUCAAUUUUUAGGUAUCAAAUGGAGUUCGUAUACUUCAGGUCAAGGUAGUGGAAUGAUUGUGAAGCCCCGAGAUUUGGUUGUGAUUGAGUCCACAGGCAUGACGACGGAUUCAAAUGGCGAGCAAGUAUUUUACUUUCUGAGCCAUUCAGUGGAGAUUGAGGAGGUCCCAGAGUAUCGAAAGCAAGGACUCGUGCGGAUAAAUGCAUCUUGUUGUCGAAUUGUGCGUACAUACAACAGUCAGGGCGAUAUUGAGAUUUUUUUUCGUGGGUAUAGCAAUGCAGGCGGAAACUAUGGGGUGGCCGCUUCAACUCAAUUGCUUUGUGAGCACUUGCUAGACUCAGCACAAGUAGUAGAAGAGUCGUACAUGAAGAAACUUGCAUGGUUUGUGCACUCGUACGCACGACGACGGAAGAGUCUCGAAAUAUUAGAAGACAAACGUGGUGGAUGCGCUUGCUGUCAUAAAAUGCCAACGAAAGGCUUCAAAAAGUUUCUUGAAAGCACUUCGACUUGCUUUUUGUGUCGACACAAGGUCUGCAAGAAAUGUACGGUCAAGAAAAACCUUCCACUUGACUUAUCGAGUAAAAAGAGUCUUGAAUUCUGUUUGACAUGCUACUUGAAGGCCAAGCAACUGUCAGCGAGGAAAGUUGCACUGGCCACUGUUUCAAAAACAUAG